UCUCUCUUUGCGAACCCCAAACUAACUUCUCUCUCUCUCUCUCUCUCCUCCGGUUUCUCGUUUGACAGUUCAGUCUUAUCUUUCUCUCUAGGAUCCUGAACUCAGAGAGAGAGGUGGUUCUCUUCCGGCGUCAUUCUAGGGUUCCGUCGUUUUGUUCGAGUUUGAGUUGCAGAGAUGAAGGAAGAGUAAUCGAUAAGAUUUGAUUGUCUCCUCCUCCUUUGAGCAUCCGGAGAUUCUUUCUUUCGUUUUGAAGUGAGGAUUCUUAAAAUGGCAGCUAAUAGAUCCAAGUCGGAGAAGAAGGAUGCGGAGAAGCAGCUACGGCGGGACCCUUACGAGGUUCUAGGCGUCUUGAAGAACUCUACGGAUCAGGAGAUUAAGAGCGCUUAUCGGAAACUAGCUCUCAAGCUAAUUCUCUCUUUGGAGAUUAACAAGUUAAUUCUCCUGCUUAAGCCUCGUUCCUGAGAUCAAUGCUUGGUUGUUUCAGGUACCAUCCUGAUAAGACUGCAAAUGACCCGGUUGCAGCCGACAUGUUUAAGGAGGUCACCUUUUCCUACAACAUCUUGUCUGACCCCGAGAAACGCCGCCAGUAUGACACUGCUGGUUUUGAGGCCGUUGAAGCAGAAGGCCAAGAGCUGGAGCUGGAUCUCUCAAGUUUAGGAGCUGUGAAUACUGUCUUUGCAGCUUUGUUUAGCAAACUUGGUGUGCCGAUUAAAACAUCUGUAUCUGCAACUAUAUUGGAGGAGGCCCUUAAUGGCAGAGUUUCAGUUGAUCCUCUUUUACUUGGACAAGCUGUAACCAAAAAGGUUGAAAAGCAAUGUGCACACUUUUAUGCUGUCACAGUAACAGAAGAGGAAGUAAGUUCUGGGCUGGUCUGCAGAGUUGAAUCAUCUAGCAAAAGCAAAUUCAAGUUACUUUACUUUGAUCAAGAAGCCAAUAGCGGAUUGAGCUUAGCCCUGCAGGAGGACAGCAAAAGAACUGGCAAGAUAACAUCUGCUGGAAUGUACUUUCUCGGUUUCCCUGUCUACCGGUUGGAUCACACCAACAAUUCGAUGGCUCAAGCAAAGGAUCCAGAAACUGCCUUCUUUAAAAAGCUUGAUGGAUUUCAGCAAUGUGAACUUACUGAGCUAAAGGCCGGAACACAUGUCUUUGCUGUCUAUGGUGAUAAUUUUUUCAAAAGCGUGAACUACACAAUCCAAGUUCUUUGUGCUGCCUCUUUUACUCAAGAAAAAGAAGACCUUAGGUCUGUAGAAGCUCAGAUCCUCACUAAAAGGGCAGAGCUUGCAAAGUUUGAGACAGAGUACAGGGAAGUACUUGUGCAGUUCACCGAUAUGACCAGUAGAUACGCUCAGGAAAUGCAAUCGAUCGACGAGCUUCUGAAGCAGAGAAAUGAAAUUCACUCAGCUUACACAACAGCUCCAGUGAUAAAGCGGAGCUCAAGCAAGAACAGACUGAACAGGCUGAGAAGGAACUCGUUCAAAAAGGCAGCGGCUGAGGCGCCGGCACCAACUGAACAGGAAGAAGAAGAGGACGAGGAGGAAGAGGAAGAAAGCAGCAGAGAGAGGAACAAGAAACCAAGUCCUUCGGAUAAGUCUGAGACACUAAAGAAGAAAAGCAAAUGGUACAAAUUACAUUUGAAAUUGGACAAGAAAAAACCUUGUUAGCCUUUCUUUAUCAUCGUUGCUUUCUUUUCUUAAAUACAUUUAUGUUUUCCUCCCUUUACCUUAGGCAUGUUGUAUCUGUAAAUCAUUUGAUAUUUUCUCCAACUUAUCAUUCGUAUUAAUCAACUCUUUAUUUUUGACAAUUA
Molecule: messenger RNA, 1804 nt
Organism: Brassica napus (rape)
Lineage: Eukaryota; Viridiplantae; Streptophyta; Magnoliopsida; Brassicales; Brassicaceae
Product: chaperone protein dnaJ 16
Exons: 10
Coding region: 468-1661 (397 amino acids)
Source: RefSeq, a predicted model, not a curated record